GGUUGGUUGGCAGUUGGGGUACUCCCGGUUUCUGGGGUACAUUACGUAUUGUGAUACUCGGAAAACUCAGUGGAGAUAGCACUGCGUCAGGCGGGGGGCGCACUGCUGUGGGAAACGUGUGACGACCAGGCGGCUUUGGAUCUGGCUCUUGCAGCGGAUGGUGUACUUCGAGUGGACACUUGGGUGGGGUUACAACCUAGCUGUCGUGAGCAGGCCGUCUGCUUCAAAGGGCCUGACAAAGCACUGUGGCCAUGGCAUCAUCUCGCCUUCGCCACUGUCUCCACUGCGGCCUCAUGCUCGCCUUCGUCUUGGGCUUUGAGGCCUACAGUGGCGCGUUCCGGUUGUCCGAAUUUGCCUACGAUGAGAUCAACCCAUGGGUCGAGUACGGCUACCUGCUAACCGUGUUGCUGUACAUGGUGCGACUGUUGACUUUCCUGGCGCUACCUCAGGUGCUGUUCAACAUAUUGGGCUUGGUGGUGUACAACACGUUUCCGGAGAAAGUGGUGCUGAAAGGCUCGCCGCUGUUGGCGCCGUUCGUGUGCGUGCGCGUGGUCACGCGUGGCGACUACCCGGAGCUGGUGCGUGCUAACACACUGCGCAACAUGAACACCUGCCUGGCCGCCGGCAUGGAGAACUUCAUGGUGGAGGUGGUCACCGACCGGGCCGUGCACCUGGCCAAGCACGCGCGCCUGCGUGAGGUGGUGGUGCCCAGCUCAUAUCAGACCAAGUCGGGCGCGCUGUUCAAGGCGCGCGCACUGCAGUACAGCUUGGAGGACGACGUCAACAUGCUGCAGGCCACCGACUGGGUGGUGCAUCUGGAUGAGGAGACGCUUCUCACAGAGAGCGCCGUGCGCGGUGUGCUGAACUUCGUUAUGGAUGGCAGCCACAAAUUCGGCCAGGGUCUCAUCACGUACGCCAACGAGAACGUGGUCAACUGGGCCACCACCCUGGCCGACAGCUUCCGUGUGAGCGACGACAUGGGCAAGGUGCGCUUUCAGUUCAAGUACUUUCACAAGCCGCUCUUCUCUUGGAAGGGCUCGUACGUCGUAACGCAGCUGGACGCCGAACGAAAGGUGUCCUUCGACAACGGCAUGGACGGCUCAGUAGCGGAAGACUGCUACUUUGCAAUGAUGGCUUUUCAGGAGGGCUACAGCUUCGACUUCAUAGAGGGUGAAAUGUGGGAGAAGUCGCCGUUCACCUUCUGGGACUUUCUGCAGCAGCGGAAGCGCUGGAUGCAAGGCAUCUGGCUGGUGGUGCAUUCUCGCGCCAUCGCGCUGCGGUACAAGGCGAUGCUCAGCCUCUCCAUCUACGCGUGGGUGACGAUGCCAGUGGCCACCUCCAACAUCAUCCUGGCCUAUUACUGGCCACUGCCGAUGCCGCAGCUCUUGGACAUUCUUUCGGCGCUCAUCGGUGCGGCCUGCCUCUACAUGUACGUAUUCGGCGUCAUGAAGUCCUUCAGCCUAUACCGGAUGGGGUACGCUCGGUUACUGCUCUGCAUCGUCGGCGCCCUCUGCACCGUGCCCCUAAACGUCACCAUCGAAAAUGUGGCCGUUAUUUGGGGGCUCUUCGGCUCCAAGCACCACUUCUACGUGGUUAACAAGGUGGUGAAGGGCAGCCGACACGAGGCGCACACGGUGUAGUGAAGCGGCGCUGACCCUGCCCUAGACGAAUGGCGCCGUCGGGCCGCUGCCUGUCUAUCGGCCGUUCAGGUCCAGUUGGUGCGCUGUGGAGAGUGGGCGACCCGUCAACGUUGGCGGCGGUUAUGUGGCGGGCGCUGGUGUGGUCCCGGCCCGCCGCUGUCGGCCGCGCGCCAGCCACCGUCUCACCAAAGAUACUUGCUGGUGACGCUACCCGCACAGCCAGCCCAGCACUCCCUCUGCGCUGGACAGCGCAGUUCAAAGCAGAAAGCGCAGUCAGAUGCGUACCUUUGAUUGAGCAGUUUUUAAUACUUUGCGAAUAGCAGCGGGCGUAAGCCCUCCCCGCCUCCGUUAGUAUUGUUUGCUGCCGUGUGAUUCCGUUGUUUUCAAUUAGCGAUGAAUCGGCAAAAGAUUCGCUUGUUAUGUGAACCCGUCUCUAGUCUGAUUUGCGUACAGCGCCACAGGAGUGUACUUGUAGCCACGCAUAGUGGCACUGUAGUCCAGUGAGCCGUUGCUAGUCCAAUGAGUCGUUGAGCGGUUGCGUACCGUAGUCAGCUGCUGGCGGUUUUUCCUAGAAGUGUCUAUGUUGCGAUUGCUGUUGGCAUGGGAUGUUUGGGGAGGCGGCGGCGCCUGCUGCAGACCUCCCCUACCGUUUCCGUGGCUUUUGCUGUCGGUCACCCUUCGGGCGCUGUGGCCGCUGUGCCGGCGCCGCUGACAUUGUCCCACACUCUCGGCUAUGGCGAAUUGAAUCCUGUUCGUAAAGGCUGACGACUGGUGUUGUAAUGGUGCCAGCCUUGCUCUGUGACUGCCUUUUGCACUGUGUCCUCUCCAGCCUUUGCAGUAGUGUACUUGCCCACCUAAUUUUGACACUUCCUUCGUGUGUUACAUGCUAUGACUAAGACAGGUGGUGGUCCACUUGUUUCACUGCUCGAUUUGGCUCACAUUUAACGUGGCGUGUUCCUAUUAGUACGCAGAAAUGAUUGUUGCGAUGUCCCUCACAGUUUGCAAGUUUUUCAAGCUUGCAAGUUUAACAUUCCCUUUCCUAUUGAUUGGAGCUGGACUGGACGAAGGCGAGGCUGGCCUAGCAGCCGGCUGCAAGCCUGACGUGGUUCGCCCCCGGUCAUGGCCGUACAGCCGCGAACACUGCCGCGCAAUGGGCCUUUGGCGUGCGACGUUACAGUGUGACGCUCUAUGUUGUGCGGUUAUGUGUUUCGACAAGCGUUCAUCAGCAAGCAUAACUUGGUCACGAGUUGUAACGCAGAUGACAGUACAAUAUGGCGGGUCAAAAGUGACCAGAAGAGCGGUGGUGACCGUUUAUCUGAGGGCAUUCUCCUAUUUUAACUCCAAAGCUCCCGUCACUGAAAAAUAUUGAUUAAGCAGAGGCCUUCCGCAUUCAGUUUGUUGUUCCGAGCCCCAAGAUUACGAGCCGUGAGGAAAACUUACGAAUGAGACGUGAUCUAUGUCACUGAAGAUCUCUCUCCUUUAGCCCGUGCCAGGCUAGCCGGUGACGGCCGGGACUGCUGCAUAUUUCUGGGCUGAACCAUGUUGGCUAUGGGCCGGGACGCUUGACCCCGCCAGUGCCACCCAUGUUGUCGUGCGUGCGCUAGAUUGUGUUGAACAGUGGUAGUGCUAUUUGCCCAAUACAGGAUUCCUUGGCUG
This is a messenger RNA of Pollicipes pollicipes, 3296 nucleotides long. RefSeq names its product beta-1,4-mannosyltransferase egh (gene egh). Gene Ontology annotation, molecular function: beta-1,4-mannosyltransferase activity. Lineage: Eukaryota; Metazoa; Arthropoda; Thecostraca; Pollicipedomorpha; Pollicipedidae. Bases 252 to 1640 code for a protein of 462 amino acids. The record is from RefSeq and is a predicted model, not a curated record. The transcript has 5 exons. Gene Ontology annotation, cellular component: cytoplasm.